CUCAUUCACUCUAGGGUUUUCCAAACAGCGUAGUGGGCCUACCAACUCCGAAUCCAGCGACAACAAUGGCGCCAACUGUCGAGUCUGUUCAGUGCUUCGGCCGGAAGAAGACGGCCGUCGCCGUCACCUACUGCAAGCGCGGCCGAGGCCUCAUCAAGAUCAACGGCUGCCCAAUCGAGCUUGUUGAGCCGGAGAUCCUCCGCUACAAGGCCUGCGAGCCCAUCCUCCUGCUCGGCCGCCACCGCUUCGCCGGCGUCGACAUGCGUAUCCGCGUCAAGGGAGGCGGCCACACAUCCCAGAUCUAUGCGAUUCGCCAGAGCAUCGCUAAGGCCCUCGUCGCCUUCUAUCAGAAGUACGUCGACGAGCAAUCCAAGAAGGAGAUCAAGGACAUCCUUGUUAGGUACGACCGCACUCUUCUUGUGGCCGAUCCCAGGCGUUGUGAGCCCAAGAAAUUCGGCGGUCGCGGUGCUCGUGCUAGGUUCCAGAAGUCCUACCGUUGAGCGAUUUAUCGUCAGUAUGCUUCUAUUCAUCCGUUUUGGUCAUGUUUCUGCGAGAUUUUGUUUUAGUUUUUUGGCGACAUUACGUUUACAUUUGGUGAAGUAAGUUGUUUUGGAUUAUAGUUAUGCGUCUUUAGUUAAUCGAAACUUCAAUAAUUAGGUGUUUUAUUUUAA
Diospyros lotus (date-plum) is the source of this 671-nucleotide messenger RNA. RefSeq names its product 40S ribosomal protein S16. The coding region runs from base 66 to 500 and encodes 144 amino acids. Gene Ontology annotation, molecular function: structural constituent of ribosome; RNA binding. The record is from RefSeq and is a predicted model, not a curated record. NCBI's taxonomy places the organism in Eukaryota, Viridiplantae, Streptophyta, Magnoliopsida, Ericales, Ebenaceae. Gene Ontology annotation, cellular component: ribosome; cytosolic small ribosomal subunit. The transcript has a single exon. Gene Ontology annotation, biological process: maturation of SSU-rRNA from tricistronic rRNA transcript (SSU-rRNA, 5.8S rRNA, LSU-rRNA); translation.